Molecule: messenger RNA, 408 nt
Organism: Rotaria sordida
Lineage: Eukaryota; Metazoa; Rotifera; Eurotatoria; Philodinida; Philodinidae
Source: the annotation of a GenBank genome assembly
ACAAUCUCUACGGUUCUUAAUUUACCUCCUCAAUGUACAAGUUACAACACAAUCAAUGAUGCAACACGUCUUGCAACUUAUACUGCUAGUACUUGCUGUACUUGUGACUCUGGUUAUAAUGGUUGGUAUAGAAUGACUGGAUCAUCAGGAAGUCAAUUGGUUACAUCUCCUGUUACUAUAGGUUCUUGUGGUUCAAAUUAUCCAUCUUGGUGGAAUGGUACUCAUCCAUCAACUGUUGGUGCAACAGCAUCUGGUACCCAAUGUGUUAAUUACAGCGGAUAUUUAUGUUAUUCAUCAUAUUCACUUACUUCGAUUCUUGCAACCAAUUGUAAUGGAUAUUAUGUCUACUAUUUACAACCAUUAACUUGCGUCUGUUGUGGCAUUUAUCCUCGAUAUUGCACCGUAUAA